Engraulis encrasicolus (European anchovy) is the source of this 6069-nucleotide messenger RNA. RefSeq lists its product as uncharacterized. The record is from RefSeq and is a predicted model, not a curated record. Gene Ontology annotation, molecular function: nucleic acid binding; zinc ion binding. The coding region runs from base 97 to 6069 and encodes 1990 amino acids. The transcript has a single exon. Gene Ontology annotation, biological process: DNA integration. NCBI's taxonomy places the organism in Eukaryota, Metazoa, Chordata, Actinopteri, Clupeiformes, Engraulidae.
UCAUUUAAGUGUGCAACAAAAUUUGGCGCCCAAACGUGGAGCGGAUCAACACUAUGAAGAAAGUGGUUGUCUGAGGGAAAAGUUUGAACGUACGAGAUGGAUCUGGAGAAGCUACAAGACCAGCUAACAGAGCUACUGUGUCCGCUAACUUUGGAGCAGCUAAAACAGGUCUGUACCCAAGCUAAAGUCCCGUCAGACACAUCAAAGAGACAUGCGUUGAUCCGUAACAUAAACGAGACUGUGGACAAAGUGAUUGACAGUGAGGAUGAAAAUGCGGCAGAAUUGUUUGUGAGGGAGUUAAUAGCUACAGCUAAAACGUUGAGGCAAAGUGGAGCGAAAGGCGAUGGGGAAAGUGGCGCGAGCGAGUGUGAGUUACUGCGAUUACAGCGACAGUAUGCCGAGAUGCAGAUACGCUUCCAAGAGUCAACGAAAUUGAUAGAGGAAGAAAUGAAUCGGCUGAGAGGGAACGUAAACAAGACCACUAGCCUGCCCAUGACAACUAGCGCGCCCAUCGAUCCCCAACCUACUUUUCCCCGAGCGUCAGAAGUGGUAAUUAGACGUGAGUUCAGAAUUAGCGGCCAAAUAGGUGAGCUGGGACAGAAGGAUAAACUGUCAUACACCAGUCUAAUGCAUCAGAUUGACACGGGAAAACGUAAGGGCCACAGUGAUGCUGAGAUUGUCGAAGCUGUAGUGAAAGCUGCCUCUCCCGGAAUGAGUCUCAGAGAUAUGCUGGAAAGCAAGAGCAGUUUGACACUUAGCCAUCUAAAAACAAUUCUGAAAGCUCACUACAAAGAAAACAGCACCACCGAUCUGUUUCAUAGACUCGUGAAUAUUGCCCAAGAUGCUAAAGAAUCCCCUCAGAACUUUCUAUUUCGGGCAAUUGAACUUAAAGAAAGACUGAUGGCCGCUGCUUUUGAUUCUAGCGCUGAUGUGCAGUAUAGCCCCGACCUAAUUCAGAGAAAAUUCCUCAGGUCCCUUAGCACCGGGCUAUUGAGCGAUAACAUCAAGCUGCAACUAAAAUGCUACAUGGAUGAUCAGAGCGUGACUGACGAGAUGCUGAUAGAGAAAAUGAACGAUGCGGCCGCUGUUGAUUUAGAGAGGGAACAGAAAAUGAAAAGGAGCUUCACAGUCAGACCCGCCAGAGUAAACGAGCUACAGGCAGAGCCAGCUUUGGAUCAGUUACAAACAGACACAGCAUCAGCCAGGGCCAACGUCAAAAGCCAAAAAGUCACCACGGCAAAAAGUAACAUCGAGAUAGAACUGAUGGAUGCUGUCAAACAACUGAGAGAGGAGGUAGCAGAGCUGAGGAAGAAUGUUCAUCAGUCACCACGGCCACCGAACCAGUUCCAACACCACCAGCAGUCACCACGACCACCGAACCAGUUCAGACCCAGGACCAGACGGGCGUGCAGAGGAUGUCAGGAGAGAGGCAAUGAGGAGCAAUGUGACCACUGCUUCAAAUGCGGCCUGGCUGGACACCUCGCUCGAGACUGUAGGGGUCAGCGGAGCUACAGCGGUAACAGUGACACAGUGAACCUGUCUGGCCAGAGUGUAGGAAGUGCCAUCCAAGAACAGCUCGGUGAGUCCAGUGAGACGCAGGCGAUCCUGAGGGACUGCAUCCAACAGCUGGAAGAGAAGGUGCAGGCAGCAGAGGGACCAGGCGAGCGUCUUCCAGGGUCUGUGAACAUCAGCCACAUCUCUCCCCGACACCAGUCUCAGCUGCUGCGUCUCAUCGGAAAGAAGUGCAUGGUCAGCUGCUACUUCAACGGUGUGAAGACUGAAGCAUUAUGGGACACAGGGUCACAAGUUUGCCUCAUCAACGAAGCCUGGCGGAAGAAGAACAUCCCGAAGGUGAGAGUCCGUGACACUGUAGAGCUGCUAGGCCCCGGCGCUCUGGUGGGGAAAGCCGUCAACCAGACAGACAACCCAUUUCGAGGGUGGGUGGAAGUGGAGUUCCAGCUCGAGCCAGCCCAAGCCCCGCACUUCAUGCUACAAGUCCCGAUGCUAGUGACCAGUGAGAAGGGUGCAGCUGAGGAGCCAAUCAUCGGGUACAAUGUCAUCGAGCAGCUGCUGAAGAGUGGGGUGGGCCACCCACAGGAGGUAGUCGCACAGGCGGUGAGCACAGCUUUCUCUUUUGACUGUAAAAAGGCUGAAAUGUUUGUGAAAAUUGUAAAAGCCAGUGACCCUGAGUGCAGUGAUGGUGUGGUGAGAAUGGGAAGGCAGAGAGAAGUGAUACCAGCUGGCCAAGUGAAAAGUGUGAAGUGUUCAGUGAGGACAGGGCCUCUGAUAGCUAGACAAGAAGCACUGUUUAUGCCUGACGAACAAGCCCCCUUGCCAGAUGGUCUUAAUAUGACAGAGAACAUGUUAACACUGAGUAAAGGGACAUACUCCCGCCUAGCCCUGCCUGUUGCUAAUGACACAUGCCAUGACAUCACUCUGAGCCCCCGCACAGUCCUAGGGCAAGUCCAGUUAGUCAAAGCUGUGUAUCCUGCAGAAGCCAAGCCUGUCGUCGCCCCCCCAGCCUCUCCUGUGGUGCCCCCUACAGUCAUCGAUGAGGAACUUCAACCUGCUGAAAAGGGGCUGGAUGACAAAGACAGGUAUGAUCCACCGAUUGACCUCUCUCACCUCCCCUUUGUACAGCAGCAGAAAGUGAAGCAGAUGUUGAGGGAAGAGUGUCAAGCAUUCGCGAGAGAUGAAAAUGAUGCGGGCUGUAUCCCUUCUCUGCAGCUCAAAAUCAGACUCACUGACCCAACACCUGUACGCCGUACGUAUGUGUCUGUUCCUAAACCCCUACACAGAGACGUCAAGCAGUACUUAGAAGAUCUCCUGAACAGGGGCUGGAUUCAGAAAUCACGAUCGCACUACUCGUCACCCAUUGUCUGUGUGCGUAAGAAAGAUGGUACUCUCCGUCUAUGCUGUGAUUAUAGGGAGCUCAACCAAAAGUCACUGCCUGAUCGCCAUCCCAUCCCACGCAUUCAAGACAUGCUAGACAGCUUACACGGCAGUGCCUGGUUUUCAGUGCUAGACCAAGGCAAAGCGUAUCACCAGGGCUUUAUGGAAGAGAGUAGUAGGCCCCUCACUGCCUUUAUAACACCCUGGGGACUCUACGAGUGGGUAAGAAUUCCCUUCGGCUUGUCUAGUGCCCCCUCUGAAUUCCAACGCAGCAUGGAGGAAUGCCUGGUUGGCCUGCGAGAUGAGGUAUGUGAGCCCUACUUAGAUGACAACUUGUGUCACAGUAAAACGUUUGAUAACCACCUGAAUGAUGUUAGGAAAGUGCUUCGACGGUAUCAGCAGCAUGGGGUGAAACUGACUGCCAAGAAGUGUGAGCUGUUCAAGAACAAGGUCAGAUUCCUGGGGAAGAUCGUGACAAAAGAAGGCUACACGAUGGAUCCAGCAGAGGUGGCCCCCGUGCAAGAUAUGAAGGAACGAAAACCAGCUACCGUGGGUGAGUUGAGAAAGCUACUUGGCUUCAUCUCAUACUACAGAUCAUACAUCCCAAACUUCUCUCGCAUUGCCAAGCCUCUGUAUGCCCUGUUGUGCUCUGACGUGUCAAGCCAGGACGCCAUAGUGGCUGAUCACAAGAAGAGAAAAGCAGUGUCGCAAAAGAAGAAGCGAACCCAGGUGCCCUCCCAUCAGCGUAUCAAGUGGAAAGAUGAGCAUAGUGCAGUACUGUGUCAGCUGAUAGAUCACCUGUCUAGCCCCCCUGUAUUAGGCUACCCCAACUUUGAAGAGCCGUUCGUCCUACACUGUGACGCUUCACAAGAAGGACUCGGGGCAGUGCUUUAUCAAAGACAGGAAGGAAAGAUGAAGGUCAUUGCUUAUGGCUCCCGCACUCUCUCUGCUGCAGAGAAAAAUUACCAUCUCCACUCUGGUAAGCUAGAAUUUUUAGCAAUGAAAUGGGCCAUCUGUGAGCGAUUUAGAGAUUAUUUGUAUUAUGCUCCAAACUUUGUAGUGUAUACUGAUAAUAAUCCUCUAACAUAUGUACUUACCACUGCUAAACUGAAUGCAACACUGCUGAGAUGGGUGGCCGAGUUAGCAGACUUCAGAUUUACAAUCAAGUACAGGCCAGGGAAGUCUAACUCUGAUGCAGAUGGGCUAUCCAGAAUGUCUCUCGAGAAGUACAUGCUUACCUGUUCCCAGCAGAUCCAGCCUGAAAUCUUGUCCAGUUUCUCCAAAGGUCUGUCCGUCCAGCAGGAAGAGAGAGAGCCGCUCCUGUGUCCACUGGCCAUCACCACAGCAAUCACGGCGGCGAGCAGUGAAGGGCAGAAUGACACCGUCACGCAGAUCUCCCCAGACGACCUGAAGGCCGCACAGAAGGAGGAUCCCCUACUACAGCAGGUGAAGCAGUGUGUCAUUCAGCAGCAGUGGCCCAGGAUCAUUGACGUGCACAGUGAGUUGUCAGUGUUUGCUAGAGAGAAAGCUAAACUGUUGUGUGAUGCUGACGGUGUACUCCGGCGGCAAACAUAUACACGAACACAACUGCCACCAAAGUUUCAGCCCCAGAUCCUGAACCAGUUACAUGAAGAGAUGGGUCACUUAGGUGUUGAACGGACACUCAAUCUAGUCCGUGAGCGAUUCUUCUGGCCACACAUGCAGAGAGAUGUAGAGCACCACAUUAACGUGUGCAGUUGUGUGAAGCGUAAAAGACCCCAGAGAGCAGUAAGAGCGCUACUCACUAGUAUCAAGACAACAUACCCCUUUGAGCUGGUCUCAAUUGACUUCCUCCAUCUAGAGAAGUGCAAAGGAGGAUACGAUUACAUCCUAGUGGUCAUGGACCAUUUUACACGCUUUGCCCAGGCGUAUGCAUGCAAAAACAACAGUGCUCGAACAGCAGCUGAGAAAAUCUUUGGAGACUUUGUCUUGAAAUUCGGCUUCCCCGCUAAAUUGCACCAUGACCAAGGGAGAGAGUGGGAAAACAAACUGUUUGCUGAACUCCAAAAGUACAGUGGCAUCCAAGGCUCACGCACAACCCCCUACCACCCCCAGGGGAACGGUCAGGUAGAACGCUUUAAUCGCACCCUGCUGGCCAUGCUGCGUAACCUGGAUAAUGAAGCCAAAGCCGAUUGGAAAAGUUCCCUUGACAAAGUUGUUCACGCAUACAAUGUCACCCGAAAUGAGUCCACUGGAUAUGCCCCAUACUUUCUGCUCUUUGGCCGUAACCCCAGAUUGCCCAUAGACAGCAUGUUCGGCAUCCCACACAGCGCUGGUAGUGUGUCUCAUGAGGAGUACGCAAGGAAAUGGAAGCUCAGAAUGGAGGAGGCAUACCAGUUGGCCAACAAGGCAGCCCAGGCUAGUGGGAGAAGAGGAAAAGAACUCUAUGACAGAAAGAUUCAGGGAGCAGAGCUACAUCCUGGGAAUAGAGUCCUGAUCCGAAAUCUCACAGAAAGAGGUGGGCCUGGAAAGCUGAGAUCGUUCUGGGAAGAGAAAGUUCAUGUGGUGGUGAAGAGAAAACAUCCAGAAAGUCCUGUCUAUGAAGUGAAACCAGAAGAUGGCCAGGGUCGCACUCGAGUGCUUCAUCGGAACCUACUGCUUCCCUGUGACUUCUUGCCGGUCGACACACAGAGACCUGAAAAGAAAAGAGGUGAGAAAGGGCACACUGUCAAGAAAACAACCAAGACCACACGCCACACAGAACCAGAGCCUUCAUCUGACCAGGAAGAGGAUGACUGGAGAGGCAUCGCUGGCUGGACUGAGGAGGAGCCCACAGAGCGACAGAGCGACCUGAGAGCCGAGGCCAUGGAGUUCCACCCACAUCAGCCGGUAGCAGAACCAGCACCUGGGGAAGGAGAUGGCAUCGCAGAGCCAGUGAGUGAGGAGGAACAAGUGGUGGAGCCAGGCGAAGUAGAGACAGUGAUGGCCGAUCCAGAGGGAGAGGUAGAGGUGUCGCCACCAGCCUUCCAGCCGGCCGAUCCUGAGGGAGAGGGAGAGGUGUCGCCACCAUCCUCACCGCCUGCAAGACCAUAUCCUUCCAGAAUUAGAUAUGCACCUAGAACACUUACAUAUGGCACUCUAGGCCGGCCUACACUUAGUUCAAGUCAGUUUAAGAUACAUAGAGUUACUUACCUUUGA